This is a messenger RNA of Quercus robur (English oak), 763 nucleotides long. RefSeq lists its product as uncharacterized. Gene Ontology annotation, molecular function: S-adenosylmethionine-dependent methyltransferase activity. Bases 59 to 754 code for a protein of 231 amino acids. Lineage: Eukaryota; Viridiplantae; Streptophyta; Magnoliopsida; Fagales; Fagaceae. The transcript has a single exon. The record is from RefSeq and is a predicted model, not a curated record.
AACACGGCACAACAGAACAAACCGCCCCCUCCAUCUUCCAGCUCCUACCGAAAACAUAAUGGUGAUGGAGAGGCACAUUCAAAUCUUCCUAAACAGGCUCUCCUUUGUCUCAAUCACCAUAGCCACCUUGACCCUUCUCCUCCUCUUCCUCCAAACCCCACAAACCUGUGUCCCUCCAAACUCACCUCCCAAACCCCACCUCAAAUUCCCAAAGUCCUCCUGUGAUUCCUCCCCACGCGAGCUUCUACCCAUUGACAAGAAAAAUCGGCGCCUCUGGUCCUCCAACUCCUGGCAAUCCAAAGUCUCCUCCUUUUCCCACUUCUUCACCUCAAUCCGCCAUCUGGGUUUUCUUCACAACCACUCCAAAGUCCUCUGUGUCUCCGCUGGGGCUGGCCACGAGGUCAUGGCACUAUCGAAGCUUGGAACUUUGGACGUUACUGGGGUUGAAUUGGUCGACUCGCCACCUUUAGUGAGCCGCGCCGAUCCGCAUAACUUGCCUUUCUUUGACAAUAUCUUCGAUUUGGUGUAUACUGGGCAUUUGGAGGAGGCUUUGUUUCCGGCCAGAUUUGUGUCUGAGAUGGAGAGAACGGCGAGGGGUAAAGGGGUCUGUGUUGUCGUUGUGGAGGAGUGUGGGGAUGACGAUGUGAGACAGAUUGUGGGUUUGUUUCAGAAUUCCAGUCUUGUUAGCGUGGCCAAUGUUAGUUUGGUUGGAUUGAGAAUGACAAGGAUUAUAAUGAGAACUAGGAUGUCUUAAUUGAUUUAA